This is a messenger RNA of Ylistrum balloti, 6880 nucleotides long. Its product is annotated as transcription initiation factor TFIID subunit 1-like. NCBI's taxonomy places the organism in Eukaryota, Metazoa, Mollusca, Bivalvia, Pectinida, Pectinidae. Gene Ontology annotation, molecular function: RNA polymerase II general transcription initiation factor activity; RNA polymerase II general transcription initiation factor binding; TBP-class protein binding. Gene Ontology annotation, cellular component: transcription factor TFIID complex. Gene Ontology annotation, biological process: RNA polymerase II preinitiation complex assembly; transcription by RNA polymerase II. The record is from RefSeq and is a predicted model, not a curated record.
CGAGAUUGUGGAAAAUGUGCAAUAGUUGCCGGUUAAUGGAAUCAGAUUUUUUCAAUGCCUUCUAGAAUGGAUGAUGACUACAGAGCAUCUUAAUUCACAUUAUGGAUCAUACUAGGGGAUUUCUUAGUCUGAAAUUUGACAAUUGACCAAGAUGGACAGUGAAGAGGAACAUGAUCAUGACCAUGAUCAUGAUCAUGAUGGCGAAGGUACAGGGGCUGUGUCAUCCCUCACUGGUUUUCUGUUUGGGAACAUUGAUAAGAAGGGAGACCUUGAAGAGGAUUUCUUGGAUGAGGAAUCAAAACGCCAUCUUGGAUCCUUGAGUGCUCUUGGAGGAAUUGGAACCAUGGUGCGAGAGAUAACCGAGGACCAGGGAGCCACUGAGGGAGGGGAACAGGAGGAACCAAGCUUGAACUUUGAGAAAAAGGUGGCAGGAGCUGUAGAUUAUUCGGACAUUACAGAGAUGGCAGAUGAUGGGUCAGAGAGAGUACGGGAGGCCAUGAGUACUCUACACUCACUCAAGUCAAGUAAUGAAGAGGAUGACUAUGAUGAGGAUGAUAAUAAAUUGAUGCCUCCUCCCUCCUGGCUUCCAAACAAAUCAGGCAAGGUGGAGGGGGAAGGAGGGGAACUAGGUAGCCUUGGGAAUCAUGUUCAGACCCAAGCAAAGUCUGAAAAGGGUUCACCUGAUAGUUCAGACAAGUCCAAGUUUAAGACCCCAUUGGCAGCCAUGUUGCCCCCCGAGUUGGCUACAGUAGAGGUUACCACACUGUUUCCAGAGUUUCAACAUGGAGAGGUCCUGAGAUUUUCCCGUCUCUUCAAACCUGUUCAUACACCCCAUGUCUGGAGAAGGAAAAAGAAAAAAAAGACAGAAGAUGAAGAUCAAGAAGAAGCAGAAUUGAAGAAAAAAGAAGAAGAGAAGAAGAUGUCUCCAUUACAGAAGAUGAUAGCUCAUGCUAAUGAAGGAAAAGAACAGUCUGAAAGCCUCUCAGACUCUAAUACAGUUGAGGACAUGCAAACAGACGAGGAUAAUGAGGAGGAGGACUUUCAGUUGAAUCUGGGAAGACCAGCCCUGCCUGAGGAGUGCCUUUCUGAUGAUGAGGAAAAAAUGCUGAGAACAGAAGAAGAGAAAUCUACAACUGACCAGAAUAAAAUUUUGGGAGAGACAGAGCAAAGUGUGAAAAUAGAACCCUGGCGAUAUGGUCCUGCUCAAUACUGGUAUGAUUUCAUGGGUGUGGAUGAUUUGGGACGUGACUUUGACUACGGCUUCAAACUCAAACAGGAGAGCACUGAUUUGGAAAAUGAAAUUUGUGCUAAUCCAAACCCAAAGAAGGUAGAGUUUUCUGAUGAGGUGUUCCUGAUGGUGACUCAGCUGCAGUGGGAAGAUGAUAUCAUAUGGAAUGGGGAAGAUGUGAAACAUAAGGUGAUUGCAUCCCUCAAACAAAAGGCUCCCUCUGCUGGCUGGAUCCCCAGCACUUCUCAUCGCACUGCUACCCAGUUCACCACUCAGGGGAAACCUAAUGAUAUCAUCAGUGGAUUGACACCCAAAGUACCAAUCCUAAAUCCUGGCUACUCAAAGACUAUCCCUGGCAUGUCUCCCAUUAUAAAACAAGGAGAUGGCGCUGAUUCCAAGGAGAAGAUUUACUCUAUAUUUCCUAUAGAGAAUCAGGAACUAAUUUAUGGCCGCUGGGAGGAUGACAUCAUUUGGGAUGCAGAGAAUAUGACUAAGAUCCCAAAGCCACAAGUCUUGACGCUGGACCCAAACGAUGAAAACAUUAUACUGGAACUGCCAGAGGAUAAUGACCCCGAUGCCAAAUCUGUACCCGCUAAAAAAGAAAAGGAGAUUAAGAAGUCAAAGCUGUUACUAAACAAAGCUGGUAUUACUAAAGAGGAAGAGGAAGACGAGGAAAAGAAUGCACCCAAUCUACAGGAGAAGGAUCCAUUUAAUAUUUCUAAUGAUGAAUACUAUAGUCCAAAAACUAUGGAGAAUGCAGUGAAAGGCAACCUUGGGGGAAGCCUUAUCCAGCAUUCCACACCUAGUCUUGAGCUGCGACAGCCAUUCUUCCCUACAUAUAUGGGCAUUGGGAAGCUUCGCACUUUCCACAGAAAUACCCUUAAGAGGUACUCCCAUGGGACCUUGUCUCUGCCUGGUCCACACCCAGUACUGCCUCUCCUCAAACAGAUCAAGAGGAAGGCAAGGCUAAGGGAGCAAGAGAGACAAGCAUAUGGAGGGGGUGAGAUUUUCUUCAUGAGGAACGCCCAGGAUCUAACUGGAAUGGAUGGGGAACUGAUUCUGGCUGAGUACUCAGAGGAGUAUCCUCCCUUAGUAAUGCAAACUGGCAUGGCAACGAAAAUAAAGAAUUACUACAAAAGAAAACCAGGGAAGGAUGCAAGCCCCCCUCAGUAUAAAUACGGUGAGCUGGCCUAUGCACAUACAUCUCCCUUCCUUGGAACACUCAGUCCAGGACAAUGUAUCCAGGCAUUUGAGAAUAACAUGUUCCGUGCAUCAAUUUUUGAACACAAGGUACCUGAGACAGACUUUGUCAUCAUCAGGAAAAGAGAUAAUUACUACAUUAGAGAGGUGGCAACCAUAUACUGUGUGGGACAGGAAGCAACAUUAACAGAGGUGCCAGGGCCCAAUUCUAAGCGAGCUAACAACUUCAUAAGGGAUUUCCUACAGGUUUUCAUCUAUCGACUCUUUUGGAAAAGCAAAGAUACACCAAAGAGGAUCAAAAUGGAUGACAUCAAACAUGCAUUCCCCUCACAUUCUGAGAGCAGCAUCAGAAAACGUCUCAAACUUUGUGCAGAUUUUAAACGCACAGGUAUGGACUCUAACUGGUGGGUGUUGAAGCCAGACUUUCGCCUGCCAACGGAGGAUGAGAUGAGGGCUAUGGUAUCCCCGGAGCAGUGUUGUGCCUACUACAGUAUGCUUGCCGCAGAACAGAGAUUAAAGGAUGCUGGGUAUGGAGAGAGAUCAUUAUUUGCUCCAGAGGAUGAUAAUGAGGAGGAAACACAAAUGAAGAUUGAGGAUGAGGUGAAGACGGCUCCAUGGAACACAACACGGGCGUACAUUGCCUCUCUCAAGGGCAAAUGUCUGCUAGACCUGACAGGUGUGGCCGACCCUACAGGAUGUGGUGAGGGAUUCUCCUAUGUCAAGGUUCCAAAUAAACCACAGCCUAAGGAAGAGGGCCAGCAGCAGACACCACAGAAAAAGACUGUCACUGGAACAGAUGCUGAUCUCCGCAAACUGUCGCUCAAGGAUGCUAAACAGUUACUGAGAAAAUUUGGACUGCCAGAUUCAGAGAUUCGAAAGUUGUCUAGAUGGGAGGUGAUUGAUGUAGUCAGAACCAUGUCAACAGAACAGGCAAAGGCUGGACAAGACGGUCAAGUGGGUAUGAGUAAGUUUGCCAGAGGGAAUCGCUUCUCAGUGGCAGAGCAUCAGGAACCCUGGAAGAAGUUUUGCCAAAGAAUUUUUGAUGUCAGAAACAGAGUAUUAUCCUCAAACGAAGUCUUGUCAACAGAUGACGAUUCCAGUUCUGGCAACGAAUCUGACUUUGAGGAAAUGGGCAAGAACCUUGAAAGCAUGCUAGCAAAUAAGAAAACAAGUUCUCAGCUGAGCCAUGAGAGAGAAGAGGCAGAGAGACGAGAACUACACAAGAUGAUGUUGAUGGGUGAAGACAGCAAGGACAAGGGUAAACAAAAGGAAGAAGAUAUCAACGCAGCCAACAUGGCUGGUCGCAAAUUGAAGAUUACUAGAACAUUUAGAAAUGAUGAAGGAAAGGAAUACACGAGGACAGAAUGGGUGUUAAAGCCAGCUGUGAUUGACACUUAUGUUAGGAUUCGGGAGAAAAAGGACCCGUCAUUUAUUAAAAAUUUUGCCGCUAUGGAUGAUUCUAUGAAGGAGGAUAUGAGGAGAGAGAAAAGAAGACUACAAGAGCGUCUGAGGAGGAUAAAGAGAAACGAAGAAAGAGAGAAAUUUGCUCCACCCCCCAUAAAGAAAAAGAAAAAGCAAGAACCAAUCUCUAUCAAAGCCAGCAAGUUAAAGUGUGGUGCAUGUGGACAGAUUGGUCACAUGAGGACCAAUAAAGAAUGUCCAAACUACAACAAAGUGGGUAAUGUGGCCCCUGUUCAGGUGGCCAUGACGCAAGAAGAGGAAGAAGAAGAGGAAAAGAAUCUCCUGGUGGACAACGAUCUCAUUAACGUGGAGGGCACUAAAAUCAAGUUUUCUAAGAACCUUGUGGAGCAUGCCGAACAAGUGAAGAGAAAGUCCCUCUUGCUCAAGUUCCCAAAGCAGGCUUUCAAACCAGAGAAAAAGAAACGCGUUGGAUCCGUCAUACAUUGUGAUUACUUGAAGAAGCCUAAGCAGACAUCAAAUCGAAGACGCACUGAUCCUAUAGUAACCCUAUCUACUGUGUUAGAGAGUGUACUUAAUGAGAUGAGAGAUCUGCCAAAUGCACAGCCGUUUCUAUUCCCUGUCAGUACUAAAGAGGUACCAGACUACUAUAGGGUUGUUAAAAUUCCAAUGGAUCUGCAGACCAUCAGAGAGGGUCUCAGAAACAAAAAAUACACAUCCAGAGAGACAUUCCUCAUAGAUGUUAACCAGAUUCUUGAAAACAGCAAAAUGUAUAAUGGUGCGAAAAGUGCUUUGACGUUGACUGCCCAACAGUUGCUGAACCUGUGUCUGAAGCGAUUUGCUGAGAAAGAGGACAAAUUGAUGAGGCUCGAAAAGGCCAUCAAUCCUCUACUGGACGACAAUGACCAAGUGGCAUUCACUUUCAUCCUCGAAAAUAUCAUCGCUCAGAUGAAGGCAGUAGAAAAUUCCUGGCCAUUCCAUGCUCCUGUGAAUAAGAAGUUUGUUAAGGAUUACUAUGAAGUCAUUCCACAUCCAAUGGACCUCGGAACACUCCUCAAGAAAGUCCAAGCUCACAAGUACCAGACACGGGAAUCAUUCUUGGAAGAUUGUGAUCUCAUACCAAUCAACUGCAGCAAAUACAACGGAAAAGACAGCCCACUUACAGAAACUGCCUUCAGAAUGGUGGAUAUCUGUAAACAGGCACUGGCUCAGAAUGAAGAGCACCUGAUCCAGCUGGAGGCUGAUAUUCGAGCUGCUCAGGAAGCUGCUUUAGAGGCUGUGGAGACUGACAGUAUCAUGACAGGCACAUCAGCCAAUCCUGAUGACUACAGCCUGUUGGGUAUGGACAAUGAGAGUAUGGAUGAGGGGAACAGUUUGGGGACAUCAAGAGAAAACAUCACCAUAGCAGAGGACAAUAGCAGUCCAUCAAAACGCUGGGCGGGAGACGACUCUGGCAUGUCUGGAGGGGCAGUGCCAGAGGAGUAUGACUCCGAGUUUGUAGAUGUGGAGGGAGAUGAAGAAGGCGAUGUUGAAGGAGAUGAAGAUAAUGCUGUGGACAUGAGCUUUAGUCAGCAGAGCAGUGACCAAACAUCGGACCAGGUGAUGAACACCACAGGUGAGGUGGACGAGUCAUUGGCACAGGACCUACAACUUACACCUGAAAAUUCCGACAAUGAGGACCAAGUGAUAGGUAAGCAAAGUGAUAGUGAAGAGGAAGGCGACACAAGCAUGGACAUGCAGACAUAUGGGGAUGGGCAACAAUACUAUGAUGGUACUGCCCAGUCUUACCUGGCCCCACCUCCUCAGGAUGUUGAUGAAAAUAGCUUUGACCCCUCCGACUUCUUCAUGCAUAGUGCUCUUGCCAGCGAGGCUGCUGCUCAACAUGUGAUGGAAAACAAAGAGGGUAACGAUAUUAAUAUGGACCUGCAGGUCUCGGAGUCUGAGGAAAGUGACGCCGACCAGGAGGGAGCAGAACAGGGGGAAGACCAAUCCAAUGAUGGCUUUGAUAUAGAUGAAUUCCUACAGUGAUUUUAGGAAAGUUGGGAUGAAUAUAUGAUCAUCAUUUUGAUAUCGACGUGUCUUAGUUACUUUGUCUGGAUGGCUCAAGGUCACCAACCAGAUACUCAUUACAGAAACAUUUUCUGCUGCGAUGAAAGGUCAGGUGUUGCCCUUAAAAAAUGUACCCGUCUGAUAUCAGAUGUUACACAGCUGACAGUAUUUUAGUGCUAGAGAACAUGUUUAAGUUAUACUCCACAUAUUGUUGGGUACAAAUGAUCAGUGGCCAUCACUACAGUUUCUCGAUCAUAACAUUGAACAACUCAUCAAUCAUGUGAUCAUUUUAUCAUCAAAAUAUUAUUUAUUUUUACCUGAAUCAUGAUAAUUUGUACUUUUCAGGUGGUUAUUUUGAUUAUUCUGAGAUAAAAUUUCGGGUAAAUCUAUCUGACAACAAAGACACUCUCAUUAUUGGUCUGUUUAUAAUCAUCUCACAAUAUUUUUAUCUUUAUAUUUUUGACCAAUCACAGUAGAGCAUAUCUUUACUCCUGUGUCACUUCCUUUUGAACUAACUGAUUAACAUGACAAUGUUACUCAGACAUCAUGAGGCAAGUCAUGGUAAUAAGUGUACUCUAAUGCCUUCGUGGCUGGUAGACACAGACAGCAAUUUCAGAAGAUGUGAUAUUCUUCUUUUCAAAUUUGUGGAUAUGUGUAUAAAAUACCAAUGAGUGAUAUGUAUGAGUGUACAGGUGUCCAUGUAAAUGUUUGUGACUGUAUCUUCUCCUAUUUGAUGUUGGUAUAGUUACUUUGGCUGGUACAAAUCGUUAUGUAGAAUGAGACUUACUGGAGAACUUGUUAGAAAUGGAGAUUAGGUGAGAUUUGAGUGAGAUGAGAUGGACAACUUGUCCUAAAUAAGGGAUGUACUAGAUGUUUGAGUGAGAUGAGAACUUGUCUAGGAUGUCCAUGAAACAUCAAUGUAUAGUGACUGAAAGGGUUACGUGUGAAGUUGGAUAGAAAUAAAAUCAAACAGCUGAAAUUUUG